CGGUUAAACGUUUUUUCUGAGAAUUAGCGUAAUGAGAAAAUGUUAUGUUCUUUGAACAAAAGGGAAAUUCGUGAAUUAAAAUUGAGAGAAAACAGAUACCCAAUGUACUGUAAAUAACACCAAUCUGUAUAUUAAUUGAUACGAAAGCCAUGACUUUGUCGUAUCCCACUUGUUUGCUUUCCGGUUGACUCUUCGACCGAUUUGAAUACUUUUAACACAUUUUCCUGUAGCAAAUUUAGCACUAGCGCUUAAUUCUUUUUAAUUCUCAUUUUCAUCAUCGUCUUUACCGGAUUUCAUUCAUUUGGUGCCCGAAACUUAACCAUUGUUUUUUCGUUCCUGCAAUAGCAACAGGUUCACCCAUCAAAACUCGAUUUUACAACAGCAAAUCUCUUAAAAUAUCCAAUUAUCAAGAUGUCUAUGACUAUUCUUCCUCUUGAAUUGAUUGACAAAUGCAUUGGCUCAAAUCUUUGGGUGAUUAUGAAAGGUGAAAAGGAGUUUGUUGGCACAUUGGUCGGUUUUGACGAUUAUGUGAAUAUGGUCUUAAAGGAUGUCACAGAAAUCGACACUAUUACAAAUGUUACGGAACAGCACAAGGAGAUUUUGUUAAACGGAAAUGGAAUUUGCAUGUUAAUUCCAGGCGGAAAGCCUUGAGAAAAAAAAGUACAUGUGCCCUUCUGCUAAGGUAUCGGCAGUGACUUAUGUACACACACGUUCAUAUCUAUGAACUGAUUAAAUUUCAUUACUUGCUAUCAUUAGAUUCGUCUCAACAAGUUCAU
Messenger RNA from Schizosaccharomyces japonicus yFS275, 776 nucleotides. Its product is annotated as U6 snRNP-associated protein Lsm5. The coding region runs from base 412 to 651 and encodes 79 amino acids. Gene Ontology annotation, cellular component: Lsm2-8 complex; protein-containing complex; U5 snRNP. NCBI's taxonomy places the organism in Eukaryota, Fungi, Ascomycota, Schizosaccharomycetes, Schizosaccharomycetales, Schizosaccharomycetaceae. The record is from RefSeq and is a predicted model, not a curated record. The transcript is spliced from 4 exons. Gene Ontology annotation, molecular function: RNA binding; poly(U) RNA binding; U2 snRNA binding.